AAAAAAAUGGGUUUCCUUAAGAGCAAUUUCCAGUAACCAAGCAGAGCAUAGACCACUGCACAAAGAUUUCGCGGGAGCGGGGCGGAGUAACGAGGGGCAAAUGGAGAAGGUUUCUCCGCAGCUGCAAGGCGAACCAUGGAGAGUCCUUGAAUUCUACAGCGGCAUUGGUGGCAUGAGGUACUCGCUACUGAGUGCUGGCGUCGAUGCGAAAGUGGUACAAGCUUUCGAUAUCAACGACAAAGCAAACGACGUUUACGAGCACAAUUUCGGCGAUCGUCCGUAUCAGGGUAAUAUUGAAAGUCUGACUGCUGCUGAUAUCGACAGCUACCAAGCUCAUGUUUGGCUUCUUUCACCUCCUUGCCAACCGUAUACACGACAAGGUCUACAAAAGCAUUCUGGCGAUGCUCGGGCAUUUUCAUUCCUCAAAAUUCUUGAGUUGAUGCUACAAACAUCAAGGCCACCAGUAAUGUUAUUCAUGGAAAACGUUGUUGGAUUUGAGACAUCUGACACACAUACAAAAAUGAUUGAGAUAUUGGAAAAAGCUGAUUUUUCUAGACAGGAGUUUAUUUUAAGCCCAAUGCAAUUUGGUGUUCCAUAUUCUAGGCCACGAUACUUCUGCCUGGCUAAAAGGAGGCCUUUAUCCUUUCACAGGCUAUUAUACAAUAAUCAACUUCUGUGGUCUCCAAGCCCAUUACUUGAGAAUGAUGUUGACAUAGAAACCAUUGAAAAUCAUGGAUCACAAGCGACUUCUGAUAAGUUGCUGCUCUCUUGUGAACCAAUAUGUAGGUUUCUUGAUCAUUCCAGCCAUCACAGUGAAUUUAGUUUUUCUGAUGCCAGUAGUAUUCAAAGAGAGGGUGCAUUGGAGAAAACCAAGGAUACAGAUGAGCAAGGAUCUUUUGAUCAGUAUCUCGUCCCAUCCAGUUUGAUAGACAGAUGGGGCAGUGCUAUGGAUAUUGUGUAUCCUGAUUCAAGGCGAUGCUGCUGUUUCACAAAAAGCUACUACCGAUAUGUGAAGGGUACUGGUUCACUUUUGGCACCUUUUGAGGAAGAAAAGAUGGGCAAGGCUCAUUCUCUGAAAGAACAGAAGCUCAGAUAUUUUACUCCUAGAGAGGUUGCUAACUUGCAUUCCUUUCCAGAAGAUUUUCAAUUUCCACAGCAUAUCGGUCUUCGGCAAUGUUAUGCUUUGCUGGGGAACAGCCUGAGCAUUGCUGUUGUUGCUCCCUUACUCAGAUAUCUCUUCGCAGAGCCACCUUGAUACCCUUUACGUGCUCCACAAUGCUUCAUGCAGUUUUUUUUUCCCAGCCAAAGAGCACAUAAACAACAACGUAAUGGAACAGUGCCUCAAUAGUUCAGCUUAUAAUCUGCAUGGUUUUCAAACGAAGAGACCGACAACGAAGUAUGCAUUUUUCUUUGGCUCCUGAUUUUUUUUUAAAAUUUUAAUUUUAUAAUUAGAUCAUGUACUCAAAAUACAAUUUUACCCGAUGGAGAAUUCUUGAUGGUGUGAUUUUUUA
Messenger RNA from Momordica charantia (bitter melon), 1511 nucleotides. RefSeq names its product DNA methyltransferase-2 (gene DNMT2). NCBI's taxonomy places the organism in Eukaryota, Viridiplantae, Streptophyta, Magnoliopsida, Cucurbitales, Cucurbitaceae. Gene Ontology annotation, molecular function: methyltransferase activity. The record is from RefSeq and is a predicted model, not a curated record. Gene Ontology annotation, cellular component: nucleus.